UCGAAGCUAAAAAGCUUUCUACAGGAAAACCCUACAUUCAGCAGCAUAAGCUGUAACACAGGUAGCAGUAAUUAGAGGUGAUCUACAGCUACAGAACAAUGAAUGAUUAUGUACGCCUCUAUGAUGCAGCAAAUGACUCAUCUGACCCUGAAUUGAGAAUCAUUCUUCUGGGAAAAGCUGGAGCAGGGAAGAGUACGACUGGGAACACCAUCCUGGGUGAAAAUGUAUUCUUAUCAGAGCCUUCACCUACACCAGUUACAGAAAUGUGCAGAACCGAGAGUCGGGACUAUGGCGGUAGGAGAAUCAAGGUGAUUGACACCCCUGGGACCUUUGGGUCAGCGAAGGGUAAAGAGAUAGCCUCACAAAUAAAAGACUGCAUCCGUCAGUCACUUCCUGGCCUUCAUGUGUUCCUGCUGGUCAUUAGUCUCGCUGUGAGGUUCACAGAGGAGGAGAAGAACGCUGUGGAAUGGAUUAAGGAUAACUUUGGAGAAGAUGCCUCGGCCUACACUAUCGUUCUCUUUACCAAUGCUGACCAGUUGAAGGGCAAACCGUUGGAUGCCUUUAUCGACAAAAGCAGUUAUCUUCAGAACCUGAUUGACGACUGUGGUGGAAGAUACCAUGCGUUCAACAAUGAAGAUAGUUGGAACCGCAGUCAGGUCACAGAGCUGCUGGAGAAGAUAGAUGCUAUGGUGAGAAUGAACGGAGGAAAGCAUUGUUGGUUCACAGACCCUGAAUUGAGAAUCAUUCUUCUGGGAAAAGCUGGAGCAGGGAAGAGUAUGACUGGGAACACCAUCCUGGGUGAAAAUGUAUUCUUAUCAGAGCCUUCACCUACACCAGUUACAGAAAUGUGCAGAACCGAGAGUCGGGACUACGGCGGUAGGAGAAUCAAGGUGAUUGACACCCCUGGGACCUUUGGGUCAAUGGAGAAAAAAGAGAUAGCCUCACAAAUAAAAGACUGCAUCCGUCAGUCACUUCCUGGCCCUCAUGUGUUCCUGCUGGUCAUCAGUCUCGCUGUGAGGUUCACAGAGGAGGAGAAGAACGCUGUGGAAUGGAUUAAGGAUAACUUUGGAGAAGAUGCCUCGGCCUACACUAUCGUUCUCUUUACCAAUGCUGACCAGUUGAAGGGCAAACCGUUGGAUGCCUUUAUCGACAAAAGCAGUUAUCUUCAGAACCUGAUUGACGACUGUGGUGGAAGAUACCAUGCGUUCAACAAUGAAGAUAGUUGGAACCGCAAUCAGGUCACAGAGCUGCUGGAGAAGAUAGACGCAAUGGUGGAGGAGAACGGAGGAAAGCACUACACUAACGAGAUGUUUCAAAAGAUCCAAAGGAAGAUCUGGAUGAAGAAAAUAGCCAAAGAUGCUGCACUGGGAGUGGGAAUGGUAGUAGGUGGAGCAGGAAUAGUAGCAGGAGGUGUGUUUCUUGCUACAGAAGUUGCAGUAGUGCUGCCAGUUGCAGCAGUGGCUGCUGGAAGUGUAGCUGCAGUGGGAGCAGGGGCAAAGCUCAUUCAUGAUAAAGUUACAAAAAAAGACACUUAACUAGGCAUCAUGCAUAAAAACAGCAAUGCUUGCCAAAUAUUGUGUGUUCAGGAAAUAUCAGGUGAAUAUAAGGCAUAUCGCUGCUGUCGGAACAAAACCUCGUCUUCAUCUUUUCGGUUUUUGACAUAACUUGAAAACGCCUGUUGCCAUUUACAUUGUGUGUAAAUUUCAGAAUAAAUGGACCACAACAAACAGCCCAACAUGACUUGAAAAAAUUCUGGU
This is a messenger RNA of Colossoma macropomum (tambaqui), 1757 nucleotides long. Its product is annotated as GTPase IMAP family member 8-like. Gene Ontology annotation, molecular function: GTP binding. NCBI's taxonomy places the organism in Eukaryota, Metazoa, Chordata, Actinopteri, Characiformes, Serrasalmidae. The coding region runs from base 99 to 1535 and encodes 478 amino acids. The transcript has 4 exons. The record is from RefSeq and is a predicted model, not a curated record.